Molecule: messenger RNA, 1707 nt
Organism: Colletotrichum godetiae
Lineage: Eukaryota; Fungi; Ascomycota; Sordariomycetes; Glomerellales; Glomerellaceae
Product: major facilitator superfamily domain-containing protein
Exons: 6
Coding region: 1-1707 (568 amino acids)
Biological process (GO): transmembrane transport
Cellular component (GO): plasma membrane
Molecular function (GO): transmembrane transporter activity
Source: RefSeq, a predicted model, not a curated record
AUGCCUCUCGGGAUUAUUGACGCAAAGCUUGGAGAGGGUGCAGUUCUUACGGGGACCGUCCAUCUUGUCAGGUCGUCCUCUAGUACCAGUGAUUUAGCCCACGACGUCCCGAGACGUAGAGGCACGCUCAUGAGAACAACCUACAUGGGAGUUGACACGGUCUUGGUGCCUCAACCAUCCUUGAAAGACCCAAAUGACCCAUUGAAGGAAGCGGCUUUUUGGGUCAUCUUUUUCAACACCAUCAUCUUCGCUUCACUGCCCGGUCCCAUGCUCAGCCCAGCCACGUUUGCUCUCGCCCCCAUCCUCGGCGUCAGUAUCACCAAGGUUGCUGAGUUGUCUGGUUACCACCUCCUCAUCGUUGCGGCUAUAGGGCCUUUGGUAUCAAUCUUUGCGCAGAAGUAUGGAAAACGCCCACAAUUUCUCUUCGCAGCCAUUACCGGAACCCUUGGCACCGCUGUCUGUAUAGCAGGGUCCCAGAGAUCCCAUUACAGCACGAUAUUCGCCGGUCGUAUGAUCCAAGGACUAGGCGCUACAGCUUGGGAAAGUCUGGCGCUUGCGGCGAUUGGGGAUUUGUUCUAUCUCCACGAACGCGGCUGGAGAAUCGCCAUGGUCGUCGCCUCGUCAGCUUGCACUGUUUCGAUGACAUCAAUCAUCAGUGGAGUCAUGGCAGAGCGCCUCGGCUACAAGAUGUUGUUUAUUGCUGAAUUGCCAUUCGACAUUGCAGGUCUCGUCAUGACGGCUGCUCUGCUUCCUGAAAUGCAGUUCAAGCGAGCGGCUUUCACUCAGCAAGACCUGGCCUCCAGCUCUCAAUCCAGCGGCGACGAGGAAAUUACAGCCGUCAAAGGGCCCCUUGACACCAAUAUCACAGCCAAAAACAAAAUUGCCGAGACCGAUGUUGUCAUCGUCCCAAAGAAAACAUUUGCGCAGAUGCUAGCGCCAUGGUCUCGUCAGACUUACACGGAGAAGAGCAUCGUUCGCCUGCUAGCUGAGCUCUUCAUCAACUUUAUCAACCCAGCUGUGCUUUGGAUUCUGGCUGUAAGCGCAGUGCUCAAUGCGUGCUUUGUGGCAUCCAGCUACAUCCUGUCUCAGAUCUGGUCAAUGCCUCCGUACAAUCUCAACAUUGAGCAGAAUGGCUUUUUUUGGGCUGGCGCACUCAUUGGUGGUUUAUUCGCCAUUCCUGUUGGCUCAAUCUGCGACUGGUCUGCAAUGACAAUGUCGAAAUGGAACGGCGGCGUGUACGAAGCAGAGUUCAGGAUCCCUGUCAACAUACUCGGUGCCGCCCUCAGCGGGCUCGGAUGGUUCCUGCUUAUGUGGGUGGUCAAUCACCCCUAUGCGAAUGGGUAUUUCCUAGGGGCCUUUUGCUUAGGCUGUAUGGCGUUCAGUAUCUCAGUUCCCUCGACGUCGGCCGGGCUCUAUAUCUUAGACACAUUCCCACAACGGUCUAGUGAGAUUUUCAUUCUCCAGAUGAUGCUAAAGAACUUUCUGUUUUACUCAUUCUCGACCUUCAUCAAUACAUGGACUACUGAAGCGGGUCCCGGAACUGUCUUCAUGGUCCUGGGGAUCGUCUCACUAGGGCUGUUCAUCACUUGCGUUCCUAUGUACAUCUUCGGAAAGUUAAACAGGAAAUGGAUUAACAAUCUUUAUGCCCAACACCGUUUCCUUCUGGAACUGGCCGAAGGAAGCAAGGUGCUGUCAGCGAAAGAUUAG